AUGUCCGCUUCGCCCCUCUACCAGAAAAGAUUGAGGAAAGAAAGGAAAGCCAGGCGGCGGCUCCAGGAUCAACUGGAACUGGAGAUGAAGAGAAGGUCACAACUAGAAGAAGCCUUAAAAGCUGCUGGAGCGCCACCUGAAGCUCUCAGGACGAAGAAGGAGACGCGAUUGCGGUUCGGAGGUGGCACGAUAAUUGAAAUUGAUCCGACGGAAGAGGUAUACGUGCCCGGAAGACGGGGCCUAGGCACAGCUCCUAAUGUCGAGGAUUAG
Nezara viridula (southern green stink bug) is the source of this 270-nucleotide messenger RNA. The record is from the annotation of a GenBank genome assembly. Lineage: Eukaryota; Metazoa; Arthropoda; Insecta; Hemiptera; Pentatomidae.